This is a messenger RNA of Oncorhynchus keta (chum salmon), 1548 nucleotides long. RefSeq names its product sorting nexin-3-like. Gene Ontology annotation, molecular function: phosphatidylinositol-3-phosphate binding. Bases 257 to 694 code for a protein of 145 amino acids. Lineage: Eukaryota; Metazoa; Chordata; Actinopteri; Salmoniformes; Salmonidae. The transcript has 5 exons. Gene Ontology annotation, biological process: late endosome to Golgi transport; endocytic recycling. The record is from RefSeq and is a predicted model, not a curated record. Gene Ontology annotation, cellular component: retromer complex; early endosome membrane.
GUAUACGUAUGUGGCGAUUUAGUUUAGUUUGUGGGGAAUCAAAUGCAAUACUUUACACAGCGCAUUUAACUCUGAUUGGUCAAUAUUUCAGAUAGUGCACUUAAUCAGCCAAUGAAAUGCAAAUGCACUGAGACAGAGGUAGUAAACAAAACACAAGGAAGGUGCCUAUUGUCAGCUGCAUCUCAGCUGAUCGGAAGUGGAGCGCGCAACCCCAAACCAUUGAGGCUAACUUAGCUAGCUAGCGAGUGAGGGAGAAAUGACUGAUACCAUAGCUGAUACAAGGAGGCUAUUCUCCAAGCCUCAGAACUUGAAUGACGCGUAUGGACCGCCUAGUAACUUUCUAGAGAUAGACGUGAGCAACCCGGAGACGGUCGGUGUCGGCAGGACCAGGUUUACCACGUAUGAAAUCAGACUAAAGACCAACUUGCCCAUCUUCAAGUUGAAGGAGUCUCGUGUGCGGAGACGGUACAGCGACUUUCAGUGGCUCAGAGGGGAGCUAGAGAGAGACAGCAAGGUGGUGGUACCCCCUCUCCCAGGGAAGGCUCUUUCCAGACAGCUGCCGUUCCGAGGGGACGAUGGGAUAUUUGACGAUUCUUUCAUCGAGGAGCGGAGAGCUGGGCUGGAGCAGUUCCUCAACAAGUUUGCAGAAUCCUUUCCUCUUCAUCAAAUUCACUGCCUCCUGCUUCAGAUGUAACAUGGGGACUUUAUGAAUUUAAAGACAGAGUGGCUGGUCACCCCUUGGCCCAGAACGAGCGCUGUCUGCACAUGUUUCUACAGGACAAGUCUGUGGACAAGACCUAUACCCCCUCCAAAAUACGACAAGCCUAAGAGAAGCGGGCCACCACGCGGCCCAGCCCCGGCCAGGCCCCGCUCCACAACCCAAAGCUCUCUGUUCUGCUAACGGUCCUGCUCUGCUCCGACCACAAACACUUGUAUAAUCUUCAUUCUUCUUUUGUUUGCAAUCACUUUCUUUCUUUGUCUUUUAUAUCCGUGUUGAUUAGUGAUCUCAUUUAGUGCUCGUUUUCAACUCUCGAUUGGAUCAAACUAGGAAAUGGUCUACAUGUAAAAACUGUGGUUGAAAAUAAUAUAUCAUUGUUUUUGCUGUCUCAAUGACACUACCUUAUUUUACAGUAUGUUAUCUAUAUUUAUCAGUGAGGUAUGUCAUGGAUAUUCAUUUUUAAAGAAAUAUAAAAAAAAAAUACCUUUCCAUGUAUGCAAACCUCAUGUUAAAACCCCAUACAUUACAGUGUUUUUACUCUAUGUCCAAUUGGAAUUAUUGUCCUUGGCACACUUUGUCCCUGACUCUGAAAAUCACCCUUUGUGGACGGUCCAUCACCACCAUGAGCUGAAGCAUGUGUGUGUCUGUGUACUACCAGCCAGCACUUCCACUGUUCGUUAGCCUGUAAAUUAUUUUAUAAUGAGAAAAAAUGCACCAGAGAGGGGAACCCCACAGCAUUUCUACCAACUGACCAUGUGUUUAUGAAAUGUGUAUACUGCUGUGCCAUUUUGUUAUUUUGAACAUUUUCCAAUAAAAAUAGGUCAAACGCA